Messenger RNA from Notolabrus celidotus (New Zealand spotty), 1911 nucleotides. RefSeq lists its product as uncharacterized. Bases 100 to 1911 code for a protein of 603 amino acids. The transcript is spliced from 13 exons. Gene Ontology annotation, cellular component: perinuclear region of cytoplasm. The record is from RefSeq and is a predicted model, not a curated record. Lineage: Eukaryota; Metazoa; Chordata; Actinopteri; Labriformes; Labridae.
UUCUUUUUUGACACCAUGUUUUCACACAUUCUGUGUUACAGGCCUCGCCAUUGUUCAGAGAUCAGGGUCAGCCAGUGAGGAUCUUUUGCAGUCUUGGAGAUGGACACCUUUAGCAGUAAGUUACAGCAGAAGGCUCUGCAGCAACCUAAGCAGAAGAAAUCCAAGUCGGCUGAAUUUCUGAUGGGGAGAGAAGAGAGAGCGGCUGUGGUGGGCAUUGGAAACCCAGCCUUCGAUGGAGGAGGAAGCACCGAGCUUUCCGUCUCUCCGCUCUGGCUGGGGAGAGAAAUUCGAGGUGACAGGCCAGAUAGCACCCUUGCAGCUCACCAAAAAAAAAUGGAGCUGCAAGCCCCUGCCAAAGAAAGAGGAAAUAAUCGCGUCCAAAAUUACUUUGACCCAUCGUCAGCGGAGCAGACGGACCCAAGGCAUGGCAGGAUGGCUGGGGUCAGCGCGGAAGAUGAGCUGGAAUUAACGAUACUGAACGCUGAUGAGAACCGGCUUUAUCGGAGGAUCACUGCUCUGCUGGAUGAGGACGAUACCUCCAUAAAUAUACCUGGUACGCUGCAAGCCUCCAGGGAUGAAGAGGUGUUGGAGGUGAAGGCGGGUGAUCCGGUGCUUCAGCGGCGACUGCUGCUCCACGGCGGUGGUGACGCCUCGGGCUCCAGGCCCUCCCAGGCCCACACCGCUGCCAAAACCCAGGCUGGGACUGGAGCUGGGCUGGGAGGAGAGGCUGGACUCGAAGCAGGGAGGAUGGUAAUGGGUGGAGAGAGCGCUGUAAAAAUGAGGACAGCCAAGGAGGCGAUCCCCCACUACGCCCAGCAGCUGAGGGAGCGCGUGCGGCCUGACAUGAUCACGCUUGGCAGCCUUUCACUGCAGCAGCUGAACCAGAGCCCCGCCCCCCAGUCUGUGGAGGUGUCCCUGCGUUGUCUAAGAGCCACAAGAGACAAGCUACCCAGGGGCCUGUACUCUGUCAGUGUGGCCCUGCACAGCCGUCUCGGGGGUCCUGCUGUGGCUUGGUGCUGUAAGAAAGAGCAGCAACAAUGGGCAGUGACCACUGAGCCCGUCGAGCAUCGAGGCCGCUACUUUGACACGGACCUCCAGGUUAACCAGAGUGUGUUCAUGAUCUUACCUGCAGCCUGUGAGGUGGUCCCGUCCAUGGUUCUGGUAUUCCGACUGAUCGCACUGCCAGGACCCGGCAGCCACGUCAGCUCUGUACUGGCAUGGGGGGCGUUUCCUGUUUGUGGACCGAGUCUAAGUCACGUCCAAGGCAGGUUCAAGACUCCUCUACUCAGGGGGGAGCCAAACACACAACUGGACAGGUUUAGAGUAAUUGAAGCCCUCAUGUCCUCAGAUCUAGAUCACUGGCUGUGCAACCUGUACUUUCAGAUAAAGAGGCUACCAUCUGGGGGUCAAGAGCACUGCAUCGCCUUAUCCAUACCCACCUCUAACCCCCACCCAGAGGUCCAGCAUGAUCAAUCCCAAUGCCAUCUUCCACCUCAGCCCCAACCUCUGUCACAAACCCAGCUCCGCCCCCAGUUCAUCCAUCCCCAGUCCCAGUUAAACCCCCAGCAGCUGCACGCGGGCCCCAGCAGCCGAGCAGGAGAGCCUGCUGUGGUACACUCUCACCGGGGGUCUCCUCUCCACCUGUCAGCUGACUCUGCUUGCUCUUCCUCAUCUCUGCCAGGCAAGAAUUCCUCCUCAGGAGCCAUUUCUGGAAACACGGGCGAGAAGAGUGAUCCAUGCCGGGAGAAAGUAGAGGGUGGGAUUCACUACAAGAAGAAGCCAAUCAAGAAGACAAAUAGCUGCGGCCCCAGCAUGAGCGGCAGCAGCGCACCGCCACGGCAGGCAGACAAACAGAAGAUGCAGAACCUCUCCGCGGAGGAGAUGGAGGAGUAUACAUUCUCCCUACAGUAA